ACUGGUCGGUUUUCACUUUGCGCGUAGAACGCCUGGGUAUGUAUCUUCCUGUUGCCAAAGCAAUGAAGGUCAAAAAAGGUAGUCGAUACAGAGUUUCCGUACAGUCUUCUGUGCAAUUCAGAUCCUUUGCAGAUGACGUAAAAGCCUAUUUUAGUAAUCCGUCAAAGCUUCUUCUUCUGAUUUACUUCAUCAGAGAUUUCGACUAACUGGGAAACGCUAACGAUUCGUCGAUGGGUGAAGAAGAACUUAAUCUCCCUCCUUCUCCUCGUCGUCCUUCGCCGUCGUCUCGUCCAACCACAGAUGGAGAGGAUGCUCCUCCUCCGCCACCACAGCCAUCUGUUCGAUUCGAUCCCAGUCGAAUGAUUGGUAUUAUCAAAAGGAAGGCCCUGAUAAAAGAUUUAGCAGCUGUAUACCAUGCGGAGUGUCUUUCCUACUGUCAACAACUUUUGGAGCUCCAAAAGAAACGUGAAGAGCCAUUGGUGGAAAAGAAAGCUUUUGAGGAGGUGAGAAAGGAGACAUUAAGGCCACCUAAACGUUUAAAGAAGAACCGCGAGGGAAGAAGAUAAGACCACCCUGGAGGAAGGAAAUAUUAUAUUUUACCUUUUUGGUAUGUGGGUAGGAGUAUAAAUAUGGUGUGUUGCAUCUGUAUUUUGUUGAUUAUUUUGUAUUUGCAAGGAUAAUGCUAUGGGCUUAGGUCCCUACCUUGCGAUUUUGUGGUUGCAAGUGUAAUUUUGAGAUUUACUAAAUUAGGUGUGAUGUUCCCUGUCA
Messenger RNA from Telopea speciosissima, 768 nucleotides. RefSeq lists its product as uncharacterized. Lineage: Eukaryota; Viridiplantae; Streptophyta; Magnoliopsida; Proteales; Proteaceae. The transcript is spliced from 3 exons. The coding region runs from base 231 to 566 and encodes 111 amino acids. The record is from RefSeq and is a predicted model, not a curated record.